This is a messenger RNA of Paramecium sonneborni, 387 nucleotides long. NCBI's taxonomy places the organism in Eukaryota, Ciliophora, Oligohymenophorea, Peniculida, Parameciidae. The record is from the annotation of a GenBank genome assembly.
AUGGGACUGAGUUGUUCUUCGAGCAAUCAUAGGCCAUAAAUUUAGAAAAUUAACGAAAUAAAAUUACCAAUUAUGAUUGCAGAGAAUUUUAUUAAUAUCAUAGGAUAAUUAGAAUUAUCUGACGAUAUUCCUGACGAACUUCGUUACAAUUUAAAUCAAUUAAUUAUACUGAGGAGUAAACUGGCACAUUGUGUUGUUCGUAUAUAGAGACGAAACUCUCAUUAUCACUUUAUAGAAUUAGAAAAUGAGCUUACAAACGUAAUUAAUUUCGUACACAUUGUGAUUCAAGAUUUUUAAUUGGAAGUAUAUUUUCCACUAAUAACCUCAUACUUAAUAGAAGAAUUAGAUAUAUAUAAAUAAAAUUCGAAAUAAUAAGUAUAAAUAUGA